Messenger RNA from Ceraceosorus bombacis, 1024 nucleotides. Lineage: Eukaryota; Fungi; Basidiomycota; Exobasidiomycetes; Ceraceosorales; Ceraceosoraceae. The record is from the annotation of a GenBank genome assembly.
AUGGAUCUCGAUAGUCUGCCUCCCAUUACCCGACUGUGGGCUUUCAGCGCGGUCGGGUUAGCAAUAUGCGAGCACAUUCACCUCACCUCGCAUUACGCUCUAUGGUUCUCUCCUCACCUCGUCUUCUCCAAAGGUGAACUUUGGCGCCUGGUCACCACCUUUGUCUACUUUGGACCGCUCUCCAUCGAUUUCUUUUUCCACCUCUUCUUCUUUCUGCGAUACAGCAGAAUGUUGGAGGAAAAUCAUUUCAGCGGACAAAAGAAGGCGGACUACGUUUGGCUGCUGAUCUUUUGCUCGGCUGCGCUCUUGUUGCUCAGCCCACUCGUCACGCCCAUUCCCUUUCUGGGAAGCCCACUGGCUUUCGUACUGGUCUACGUGUGGAGCAGGAGAAACAGACACGUCAGACUCAGCCUAUUUGGUCUCCUGGUCAUCACUGCCCCCAAUCUACCAUGGGCCCUCGUGGCUUUCAGCUGGCUCAUCAAUGGCUCUCCUAAAGCUGCCGUUGGUGAUUUGAUGGGCAUAGCUGUUGGUCAUCUCUGUGAGUGCGCACAUGACCCACGUAUGUGGUGAGCUAUGCUCUUGCUCACGCGAUGACAUCACAAUCUCUCAGACUACUUUUUGGUCGACAUUUGGCCGCGAGAAGUUCGCAGCGGAGGCAUCAGUCUGCUGAAAACACCAAUCGCUCUGUGAGUAGUCGAGAUGUGCAGGGAUCACGAGGAAGGGGCGCAGCAAGCGAGCCAAGGUCAUGCCUUCGGAUACGAAGAGAUUGUGCGCAACCUCAGAAGCAAAUCGAGAGCUGGCGGAAAGAGUCUUUGUUUGGCCUCGAUCGGCGCUCCAGCCUUGCGUCUGUCGCCUUCUACUUCUGCGCUGCAACCAUGAAAUGACCUGUCCUCCAUUCCCUCCCCACAGCGUGCAAUUGAUCGACGGCCCGGAAGCAGCUAGGGAGAGGAGAGAGGCGGAAAGAGCAGAGCGAACCUCAACUCCGAGCGGGGAUGCUGCUGUUGCACCGGCUCCCGCCGGGUAG